AUGGGCACAACAGCUCCAUUAGCAAUAGGCACCAGAGGCACAGUAGGAUCCCUUAUCAGGAAGGAAAUCGAGUAUUUUCGUAGGCUCGAGUUAGAUUGUGGUGAAACCUCUAACAAGUGCGAGUCAAAAACUCGUGUAGGAAUUGCUAGUCAUACUGCUAGUUUUCCCUCUGUCAAAAAACCCGCGACUAGCUUUUCAACUACUCGAGCUAAGACAGCUACGUUUGGCUCGUUGCUGAGUUUGAGUUGGCGAAAGAAGCGGAGAAACAGCAGCAGCAGUAACAACAAUAACAGUAGUUUUCUUCCUAGUAUGUGUUCUGCUGUGGAUGUUUCAGAAAGUAAGAGAUUUGGUGGGUUUAGUUAUAGAAAUCUUAAAUCAGAUAUGAAUAUAUGA
Messenger RNA from Amaranthus tricolor (Joseph's coat), 393 nucleotides. RefSeq lists its product as uncharacterized. Lineage: Eukaryota; Viridiplantae; Streptophyta; Magnoliopsida; Caryophyllales; Amaranthaceae. The transcript has a single exon. The record is from RefSeq and is a predicted model, not a curated record. The coding region runs from base 1 to 393 and encodes 130 amino acids.